GAUGAAGGAAAUGUGCUCACUGAAGAAAUUGCAGAAGAUCCUGAUGGUCCAUCUACUUCUGGACAAGGUUUGAAUGUGGCCCCUGAGAGUCACAGCGAAGUUGAAGAAGAGACAUCGGAUGGGGUCAGUAAAUCCGUCCACCGAGUUUUUGCUUCCAUGAUGGGAGAAAAUGAAGAGGAGGAAGAUGAAGAAGAGGAGGAGGAUGAAGAAACCUUGGAACAGCCUACAGCGGGAGACGUUUUUGCCCUGGAGAUGGUGCUUAAUAGAGAAACUAAGAAAAUGAUGAAAGAAAAACGGCCCCGCAGUAAGCUGCCCCGGGCGCUGAGAGGCCUCAUGGGGGAAGCCAACAUCAGGUUUGCCCGAGGAGAACACGAAGAGGCCAUUCUGAUGUGCAUGGAGAUCAUAAGACAAGCUCCUCUUGCGUACGAACCCUUCUCGACGCUUGCCAUGAUUUACGAAGACCAAGGCGAUAUGGAGAAGUCUUUGCAGUUUGAACUGAUUGCCGCUCACUUAAACCCCAGCGACACCGAGGAGUGGGUGCGGCUGGCGGAAAUGUCGCUCGAGCAGGACAAUAUUAAGCAGGCCAUUUUCUGCUACGCAAAAGCCCUGAAAUAUGAUCCUACCAACGUGCGCUACCUGUGGGAGAGAUCAAGCCUGUACGAGCAGUUGGGGGAACACAAGCUGGCGAUGGAUGGCUACAGGCGCAUUUUGAAUCUCCUGACCCCUUUUGACGGCGAUCGCUUUAUGCAUUUGGCAAGGGAUAUGGCAAAGAGUUACUACGAGGCCAAUGAUAUUGCAGCAGCAAUUGAGAUCAUGGAGGAAGCCUUUGGCAAACACCAGAACCUUGUCUCUGUGGAGGACGUCAAUAUAGCUGCCGAACUGUACAUUUCUAACAAGCAGUAUGACAAAGCGCUGGCGGUUAUCACAGACUUUUCAGGGAUUGUGCUUGAGAAGAAAGAAGAAGAAGAAGAAGAAGAAGGGGACUCUUCUUUGGAGAAUGAAGUGCAAGCUCCGGUGGAAAUGGAGGAGGGACAGGAGUCGGCAACCGACCGCCCAGACUGUGCACGUGAAACCCCUUCUCCUUCUUCGGAAAAGGUCACCUGCUCCAUCCCAGAGGGGGUUCCCAUCGACAUCACGGUGAAACUCAUGGUUUGCUUGGUGCACUUGAACAUCUUGGAGCCCCUCAAC
Gekko japonicus is the source of this 1188-nucleotide messenger RNA. RefSeq names its product general transcription factor IIIC subunit 3 (gene GTF3C3). Gene Ontology annotation, biological process: transcription by RNA polymerase III. The transcript is spliced from 9 exons. Lineage: Eukaryota; Metazoa; Chordata; Lepidosauria; Squamata; Gekkonidae. The annotation marks the transcript as partial. The record is from RefSeq and is a predicted model, not a curated record. Gene Ontology annotation, cellular component: transcription factor TFIIIC complex. Gene Ontology annotation, molecular function: protein binding.